Messenger RNA from Oncorhynchus keta (chum salmon), 4523 nucleotides. RefSeq names its product transcription factor Sox-10-like. Gene Ontology annotation, biological process: negative regulation of transcription by RNA polymerase II; morphogenesis of an epithelium; peripheral nervous system development. The transcript is spliced from 4 exons. Gene Ontology annotation, molecular function: DNA-binding transcription factor activity, RNA polymerase II-specific; RNA polymerase II cis-regulatory region sequence-specific DNA binding. Gene Ontology annotation, cellular component: nucleus. Lineage: Eukaryota; Metazoa; Chordata; Actinopteri; Salmoniformes; Salmonidae. The record is from RefSeq and is a predicted model, not a curated record. The coding region runs from base 528 to 2018 and encodes 496 amino acids.
AGAAGGGCAGCGCGAGCGAGGGGGCUAGGGAGUGAGCGCGAGCGUCACUUUGGAAACUCUGGAACACACGGACUCUCGUGCUAAGCGGGCGACCUCAUUUUUCUUUACUGAAUAUUUAGAUAAAGGACUACAAUUUCAAAGACUGCAAGGGAGAGGACACUGUUCUACUGGAGCAAGAGGUGGGAAUCAACAGGUAAACUGGGAUCCACAAUACGCGCUCAGCGUAAGAUACCAGCAACACGGAUGGAAAGAACUUUGAUGAGGAAUCCAAACAGAAUUUUAGAACGUAGACUGAGAGUUGAGACUGACUGGGAGUUUAUAUAAAGGAGACCUCGAGUGACAGAAGCAAUCCUUUCGUUUUAAACAGGCAGAGUUUAUAUUCCUGAGAAAGGGUGAACUUCUUCAUUAGUUCAGACAUAGGGAUAGGCCUAGGAUUAGUCGUUGAACACCCAUAGGCCAAGAAACUACACCCUGUGCACGUUCUGUUACUCACCUGAGGGAGGAAGCUUUCUUGGAAGAGAGGAAAUAUGUCGGGAGAGGAGCAGAGUUUAUCUGAGUUAGAAAUGAGUCCGGGGGUCUCGGACGACGGUCACUCCUUGUCACCGGGUCACUCCUCCAGUGCAGCAGGCGGAGGAGACUCCCCCCUGUCCGGUCCGCAGCCCCAGCUGCCAGGGAUCGGCGACGACGCCCUAUCCGAUGUAGCUGGCGGGAUUUCCAUCAAGUCCGAUGAAGACGACGAUCGCUUUCCUAUUGGUAUCCGCGAGGCAGUGAGCCAGGUGCUGAACGGCUACGACUGGACUCUCGUGCCAAUGCCUGUGCGUGUAAACUCCAGCAGCAAAAGCAAGCCGCACGUGAAAAGGCCUAUGAACGCCUUCAUGGUGUGGGCACAGGCCGCACGGAGAAAACUGGCAGACCAGUAUCCCCACCUCCACAACGCGGAGCUCAGCAAAACCCUCGGGAAACUAUGGAGGCUCUUGAAUGAGAGUGAUAAGAAGCCUUUCAUCGAGGAGGCGGAGAGGCUGAGGAAGCAGCACAAGAAGGACUACCCGGAGUACAAGUACCAGCCACGCCGCCGCAAGAAUGGCAAACCCGGCUCCGGCUCUGAAGCUGACGGCCACUCUGAGGGUGAAGUCAGCCACAGCCAAUCGCACUACAAGAGCCUCCACCUGGACGUGGCUGCCCACGUUAGGGGGGCGGGGUCUCCUCUGGCUGAUGGACACCACCCACAUACUGCAGGCCAGAGCCACAGCCCUCCUACACCACCCACCACCCCCAAGACGGAGCUCCAGUCUGGGAAGUCGGGCGAUGGGAAGCGGGAGGGCGGUGGAGCAGGGAGCUCCCGUGGGGGAAUGGGGGUAGGAGCAGAGGGUGGCUCUGGAUCAGGGUCAGGCAAACCACACAUUGAUUUCGGAAACGUGGACAUCGGUGAGAUCAGCCACGAGGUGAUGGCCAACAUGGAGCCCUUUGAUGUGAACGAGUUUGACCAGUACCUGCCCCCCAAUGGGCACCCGGGGAUUGGACAGAGUGCUGGGUCUGCGGCAGCAGCAGGGUCCUCUGCAUCUCCCUAUGCCUACGGUAUCUCCUCUGCCCUGGCCGUGGCCAGUGGACACUCUGCAGCGUGGCUAUCCAAGCAGCACCAGCAGCAUCAUGCCUCACCUCUGGGCUCCGACCCCUCCAAGGCCCAGAUUAAGAGUGAGGCCGGCUCGGGGGGUCACUUUGCUGAAGCAUCCUCAGGGGGUUCCCAUGUCACCUACACUCCCCUCAGCCUGCCCCACUACAGCUCUGCUUUCCCCUCGCUGGCCUCCAGGGCCCAGUUUGCAGAGUAUGCUGACCACCAGGCCUCGGGAUCCUACUACGCCCACUCCAGCCAGGCCUCAGGGCUGUACUCUGCCUUCUCCUACAUGGGGCCCACACAGAGGCCCCUGUACACAGCCAUCACUGACCCAUCCAGCAUGCCACAGUCACACAGCCCCACGCACUGGGAGCAGCCGGUCUACACCACCCUGUCGCGGCCCUGACAAAGACCGGGAGCAGAGGGCUCUGGUGCAGAUUUGGCCCCAACGGCAGACCCACAGAGCGGAGGAGACCUGGGUUGGAGGCAGUGGGGCGAUGGAAUCCCCUUCUGGUCUGGCCUAGAUGCAGGAAGGCCUGUAGGGUCCAAGGAGGAAUGGAAAUCAGAUGAUUUUAUGGGGUAACGUGUGGUGUAUAACUUCAAUGUUGAGUACUCGGAGGGUUGGAUAAGAGAAUAAAUCAAAUCCGUAUUCAAAUCUAGAGGCUUAUCGCUGAAAUGGUUUUAUGAUGUAAAGAUAUCAACAGUACAGAGUGCCAGUGCUAGUCCAUCCAUCUACAUCUCAGGCAUGUUUAAAACAGAUUAAUUACAUGAUGUAACACAAUAUCCAAUAUAUAAUCAAUGACAUAUUCUGUGAUUGGCCUAGAGGUAUAUUUCCUACAAUUUCUUGUAUCGACUGAACCGCAUACGUAAAAUGUAUGCUCACAUGACUGUAAGUCUCUUUGGAUACAUUUCUCUGCUAAAUGACAUACAGAAUGCGCGUAUAAGUUGCCUAUGUUGUAAUUGGAAUAUACUGUAUAUCUAUAACAAAGGGCAUACAGUCCAGAAAACAUGUUUCUACAAAUGUUUUAUAAAUUAAAAUGACCAAAGUUUUGAAACCAAAACUUUAAAGAAAGAGAAAAAUAUUAUUUAAGUUGUUUCUCUCUGUAUGACACUGUAUUACAGUACUACAUUGAUGUUGAAUUAAGUACAACACAUUUUCUUUCUGACCUGAUUACAGCUCUUUGGUGACAUACCCUCAACACUAUAUUGAUUUAUCAACCUCAAUAUUUUUUUCCCAUGGCACUGACUAUUAUGUUGAUUCAGCAUUGUCUCUUUAACACAGAACAUUUCAAAACUGAAUAGCGAAUAAGAAGACAAUAUUACAUAAUGAUUUGAUAUAAUCAUCUUCUAUUAACCAAAAUUGAGGUCAUUAAGUAUGUAUCUUCAGUAGACAUAAUACAUUAUUUUCAUUGUUAUAAUCUUGACUAUUAAUGUCAUUAUAUUGCCAAUGUUUUGCCAUCACAACACUGAAAGUCUGCACCACUGCCCUCACAUUUGUCUUCAUUGUUUGACAUUCAAAAUGUGUCUAUACACUGAGUGUACAAAACAGUAGGAACACCUGCUCUUUCCAUGACAUAGACUGACCAGGUGAAAGCGAUGAUCCCUUAUUGAUGUCACCUGUUAAAUACACUUCAAUCAGUGUAGAUGAAGGGUAGGAGACAGGUUUAAGAAGGAUUUUUAAGCCUUGAGACAAUUGAGACAUGAAUGGGCAAGACAAAAAUUUUAAGUGCCUUUGAACGGGGUAUGGUACUAGGUGCCAGGCGUCCUGGUUUGAAUGUGUGAAGAACUGCAACGCUGCUGGGUUUUUCAUGCUCAACAGUUUCAGUUUCCCGUGUGUAUCAUGAAUGGUCCACCAUCCAAAGGACAUCCAGCCAACUUGACACAACUGCGGGAAUCAUUGGAGUCAUCAUUGGCCAGCAUCCCUGUGGAAUGGAUGUCCUUUGGAUGGUGGACCAUUCAUGAUACACACGGGAAACUGAAACUGUUGAGCAUGAAAAACCCAGCAGCGUUGCAGUUCUUCACACAUUCAAACCAAAUGAAUGCUUUCGACACCUUGUAGUCCAUGCCCCAGCGAAUUGAGGCUGUUCUGAGGGCAAAAGGGGCUGCAACUUAAUAUUAGGAAGGUGUUCCUAAUGUUUUGUACACUCAGUGUACCAUAUUCAGUGUAAAAUGUUUGAUUUGUAGAUAGUUGUUGUAACAUUUUUGCUCCCUGUUUAUGGCUUUUCUGAAAUGCCAUCACAGAAACACAGUUGCCUGAGAUUGAGUGAUUAACAGCAUGCAUGAAUGAGUUCUCGAGUCUACAGAGGGUAAGAUCUCAAACUGGCCUUUAUGUCAUGAAAUACUAACCCCUUGUUUGCAACAGAAUAGCAACAAUCCAAAGGGUUAUUUUCUAAAGAGAGGUACCAAGAGACAACCCCAAAAUAACAGUACCUGUAGUUAACGUUGGAUGCCCCUUCAUGUUGUAAUGUGAAAUAAUACCUUGUAUGUUUACUUUAUUCUAAUAUAUGUGAUUUCAAUUAUAUUAUUUUAAAUAAUGGUAGUGCUUCCUUUUGGCCCAGAACUACUUUUGGGCCAUUUUUGUACAUUUAUGUCUUGAGUGUAAGAAGCACAUGACAUUUCAUUUUAAAUCCUACAUUUUGCUUUAGGAAUUGCUUGUUCUUAUGAACAUUACACUUAUUAUUUAUAUUUGCUGGUAUUAUGUUUUUAUGUGCUGUUAACAGGUUUUCACCGUGUUGAAAACUUUUGACUGUUAUUGUUGUUUUGGUGUUUUCUCAGUAAGUGUUUCUCAGUAAGUGUUGCCAGCAGAACAAAACAACCUGUAAAUACUAGCGGAAACAAGACCUUAGCGACAUGAUGACUAAUGAAUUCCUCUCACACUAAAUAAAACUGUAUUCUUUCUGCUUUUGUAAAA